UGAGCCGCCGUUGGGGACUCCCUGGAGCACGCGUAUGCGACGAGGACGUUUCGGCAAGGAGGCCACGAGACCCGACCUGAGAGAGAGAGAGAGAGAGACGCUCGCGUUGUUGCCCGAUCGCCAAGACCGCUGGGACCACGUGCGACGGGUGUGAUCCAGCAUCCCUGACGAAGCAUUACACGCAGGGUGCGAUGAGCGGUGUUGCGAUUGCCACGGAUUUUUCUCGCUUAACGACUUUGGUUUCGACUGCGACUUGAUUUGACUGUGUGUGUGCUUGUGCGUGUGUGUUGACUGUAUACACAGCCUGCAUAUCGCUUUGACGUCGCGAUGGAUUGUCCCCCUAGCACUGUGCGGCCGAGCUUCGUCCACACCGCCGAGGAGUGAAUGGCGGCUAUCAAGCUAUCGCCUGCAAGAACGGGAGAGGGAGCGAGAACACACAAGCACAAGCCAGGCUCGCAGCACCCGUAAAAAGAAAAACAAGAAACUACAAGAAAACGACGACGAAGAACUACAACCGCACCACAACACUCAAGAGAGCGACAGCGCGAGCACAGUCUACUCGGGGACCGGGAGGGAGCCAAGAUGCGUCGCACUCGAUCCGCCCAGAGCCAGCGAGGCCGGUCGUGACCGCCAUGUAGUCAGCGCCGCUCCGGCCAGAGCCACCCGAGCGGAGAGCGCGAGGCGCGCUCCGAACCGACAUACGACCGCAAGAGGGUCGUCGCUGGGUCGUGUCGUCCGCAAGCAACCACACUAACCGCGAGAAGGCGUACCGCAAUCGACAAACGACAAGGGACUGCGAAGGCCCGCUAGUCGCAGCCCCCGCCUUGCAACCCAUGAACCUUGACUGCUACCCGGCCGACGGGACGGCGGGAAUGUCCCCACCGCCGAGAGACGUGUCGCCACCGGCCGCGCCCUGCCACGCCGACGUCGCCGGCGGAUCCGGCGACGAGGACCCGCUCGCCUACCAGACAGACCCGGGCCGCACCGGAGCCGACGAGCCCCGCGCCAAGAAGCGGCGCAAGCAAAGCAACCCCGUCCGCUACCACACGUCGCCCGUGGUCCUUCCGGAAGGCCCCGAUGACCUGGUCGUCGCCGCGGCAACGGACCCAGUCGGGUCGCCCACCGACGACGACUGUAUCGACGACGUCCCGGGCUCGGCGACAAGCCCCGCGGCGCAGAGCGAUGACACGGUUGUCGACUCGGGCGUCCUCAACCUCGAGAUCAGCAAGCGUCGCCGCAGGGACGAGUCGAACGGGGGGGAGCCUUCGGAAGCGGCGGGCCCGCUGCGCUGUCACCACUGCAACGCCGGCUUCGCCACUGACGACCAGCUCCGGCUACACAUCGAGGAAGAGCACGUGCAGAAGCUCCUCGAGAAGCAGCUCCAGCAACAAGCGAGCUACAAUCGAGCGUUCGCCGCCGCCGCGGCUGCGGCUGCGGCCGCCGCUGGGGACAAGAACUCUGGCUCGACUAGCUCGCUGGAGAUGCAGAACCCGCCGCCGUUCCUGGACCGGAAGCCGACGGUCAGCGAGACAGCAGAGUUCGCCAAGAAUCACCCGUUCCCGUUCCCAGCGAUGCCGCCCCUCAUCCCGAUCUCACAGAGCGGCAACGAAGUCAAGCCCGGCAGCCUGCCUGUCCCGCUCGGCAUGUUCCCCAAUCCAAUGGCGCCGUUCCUGUUUCCUGUGCUUCAGCAGCAAGGCCAGAACGCGUCGACGCCAAUGCCGAACGGGAGCUCGGCGCCUUCGGGUAGCAUGCGCAUCUUCAACCCGGAAGCAUUCUGCGAGCUGUGCAACAAAGAAUUCUGCAACAAGUACUUCCUCAAGACUCAUAAGGCGAACAAGCACGGCAUCUACUCGGUGGAGUCCCUGGUCAGCUCCCCGUACGCACCGGGUUUCUUUCCGCCGGGACUGAGUGGCCCACCGUCCAUGCAACUGAUGCUUCAGGGGCCCAUGUCUGAUCCAAGCAUGGCCGGCCGUCAAGGUAUCAUCAAUAUGGAGUCUUUCUGCGAGAUCUGCCAGAAGGAGUUUUGCAACAAAUACUUCCUGAAGAAGCACAAGCAGAAAAUCCAUGGCAUUGUGGACCCUACAACUCAGCAGCAACAGCAGCAGCAACAACAACUUCCACAACAGCAGCAGCAACCACAGCAGAGUAGCUCCGCCGAUAAUAUUGUCGAGCGAAAGAUGAGCACGUCACCGACGGGCUCCACCUCCACAGAUCCAGCGGGCAUGGCAGCGGGAACUGGAAACGACAAGAACGGUGGCCCGAUGCCUCUUGAGCAGCAGCAACAGCAACAACAGCAGCAGCAACAACAGCAACAACAGCAGCAGCAACAGCAGCAACAGCAGCCGCCUUCCGAUCCGUUCCGCAUGGACUUCUCGAGCCUGUAUCCGGGCGUCAACGGCCGCUUCAGCAUGCCGAGUCUCACGCCACCGACAGGAACGAUGGUGACGUCGGCGUCCAGCAACUCGCCCAUCGUCAGUUCCUCCGUAUGCGGCGACCCGAAGUCGCUUCCGGCGUUCUUCAACCAGAACUCUUCUUCAAGCACAGAGAGCGGUUCCACCACCGUGUUCACGCCGGAGAAGCUUCGAGAGAUGGGCGUUAUCAACGCGGAGGCAUUCUGCGAGAUUUGCUGCAAGGAGUUCUGCAACAAAUACUUCCUCCGCACCCACAAGCAGAACAAGCACGGCAUACCGGCGACAGAUGCGCCGAAGGGAAACCCGCCGCUGGGCCCACAGCAUCAUCAGCACUCGAUGUCACACCACCUGAUGCCGCCGGCAGUUUCCAUGGCACCGCCCGUCGGUGCCGCCGCCACCAUGUCGACUCCUCAAGAUACACCCGAGAACUUGACGACUCCCUCAAGAACAGCGGGAGGCGGGACCAGUCCGGAAUCCGCAGUUUUAAAGUCCACCUUCGCCAGCGACUUCGAGCCGACAGCGGACCUGACCUGCGAGAUCUGCAACAGGCCCUUCUCCAGCCAGUACCUGCUGAAGAUGCACAAGUUCUACACCCACAAUGUUCCGUACGUGAAGGAAGAGGACGAGGAGUCUAAGCCGCCUUCGCCCAUCAGCGGCGGCAGCAACAUCCAGGUCAGGGCCCUGUGUUCCACGCCACGCGAAGACGUCCUGCGGCUGGGCCGGCAGCCCGAAGCUUCCGGCGGUGGCGCUUCUUGCCAUACGGAGGACGCGGCGAGCCAAGACUUGCAGAAGCUGCAGAGCAUGAUACGCGACCUGACGGCCUCCAUCGCCAACGAGAACAAGGUCGUCUGCAACGUGUGCCGCACCGAGUUCGACAACAAGUACUUCCUACGGGCGCACAUGAUGAACGAACACGGCGUUCUCCUCAACGAGGACGGCAGCAGUCUGGCACCGGGCUCCUCAUCGCCCGCGAGCGCUGCCUCCACGCAGCAGCAAAGGGGUCCCGGAGACCUUCCGCCGCCGCCGUUCUCGGCGGUCGCCUUUCCGUCGCCCGUGUUCGACUCGGAGGCCUUCUGCGAGAUAUGCCAGAAAGAGUUCUGCAGCAAGUACUUCCUCAAGACGCACAAGCAGAACAUCCAUGGCAUCAACAUGGAUAUCGACGUGGCUUCGGCUCCCAAAAAAGACGACGUAGGCCAAGCCAAGAACGCCGUCAGCAAGGUCAGUGGCCCGCUGGUUCCCGUGCCGCCACCGCCGCUCUUGUCCAUGGCGAUGCCAUCGGUGCCGACGCCCGACAAGGCCAGGAGCUCGGUGACGGGGCGCAACUACUGCAACAUCUGCAACAAGGAGCUGUGCAACAAGUACUUCAUGAAGACCCACAUGUUGAAGAUGCACGGCAUAAACCUAGACGAACACCCUGCCGAGGCGGCCCGCAACAGCGUCAUCGGCGGCGUCACCUGCGAAAUCUGCCAGAAGGAGCUGUGCAGCAAGUAUUUCCUCAAGGUUCACAAGCAGAACACGCACGGCAUCAUCGAGGAUCCGGCCAAGGAGAACUCAAACCACAGCUCAGCGGGAGGCAGCAGUGCGGACAGGGGAGAGAUGCCGACCUCCUUCCAGCCUGGCGAAGUGAGCGACGGCAGCAACCGAAGCUUCAACCACUACACAGAGGUGUGCCCGCUGUGUGACAGGCGCUUCAAGAGCAUCAAGUGGCUCAAGACGCAUAUGGUGAACGACCACAGCGACAUGCUCAAGGAGAACGUCUACAGCCGCAUGGACAGCGUUCCUCCGGGCGCAGCGAAGCUGUGCAUCAUUUGCGGACAGGGCUUCCCGGACAAGGUGGCCCUUCAGAUUCACCUCAUCAAAGACCACCGCACCACGAGCGAGGAGCUGGGCCUGAUGAACUGCUCGCCGGCAUCCGCUGCCUCGGAAUCCCUGGCUGCCGUGGCCCAAGACACGGUGAAGCUGAACGGCGCUGCUCCGCCGCACCCUGCCGACAGGGCCGCGCACCUCUUCAAGCGGCCCGGCCUGGCGUCCGCGCUAGGUGGCAGCGGCAGCACCCGCAUUUACCACUGCUCCUACUGCGUCUAUUCUACGCGAUGGCUUUCCAACCUCUACGCGCACGAAAAGAGGCACACGGGAGUCAAUCUGGAAGGCGAGAAGCGCUUCGUCUGCCGCAUCUGCCACCGGGCCUACCGUUACAACCACUCGCUGCAGCGUCACCUUCUCAAUCACCGCGCAGCGGGUCUCGCCUCGGCCAGCCUCGCCAGUGCCGCUGCUUCGAUCAGACUGCCCAAGACGUCCCAGGAGCAGCCCCAAGACCUGUCCUCGGCAGACCCUGCCAGGGCGUCCUCCGCGGCGCCCGCCCCCACGCAGCAGCAGCCGUCCAAGCUGAAGCGCUACCGCUGCAGCAAGUGCAACCGAAAGUUCCGUUCGCGGGAGCUCUGCCUCAACCACAUCUACACAGCGCACGACGCCAAAAGGCCGAUCAAGAGCGGCCGACCGUUCCGUUGUCGCGUCUGCGGCUUCGCCACCAGGGCCUGGAACAUCCUCAAGAUACAUAUCAUGAAGCAGCACCAGGAGGAGGCGGCCGAAGAGAAGAGCGUCGGCAGCCAGCCGGACGUUUCGGUUCCCGCCGCGGCGAGCACUACCGACGACGAAGGCAAGCCCACCAGGACGCCGACGCCCACCAAGGCGGCGGGCCAGCUGCCCAUGACGUACGCCAUGCCGCAGAGCCCGCCCUCGGCCGGCACCUUCAUCAUGCAACCGUUCCUAAUAGCGCAGCCCGAGUCGGAGGACGCCAAGAACGACACGUUCGUGCCGUCGCUCGUAUACCUGCCCGUCUGCCAGAAGGUGUCCCAACCCAUGACCGUGGCGUUCACGCUGACGCCCGCUUGAGCCGGGCCCGCUGUUCGGCAAGGCGAGCCCCCGAAGACUUGUACCCCUGCUCCCGCACUGACGAGGGAGGCACGGCACGCGGACACCCGAAGAGACGUCAUCACAGUAGUUCGCUCCUUCCCGGAGAGGGUGCGCGCGUGUCGGCUGCAAGCUCUUCGACGCGAGCCUCGCGACGGGUCCACAAAGUCACACGCUACACAAAGACACAACAGAGAAGACACACGCCGCCCGAGGACUGCCCGCGGCAACAGCGAAAGAAAUACAUCGGAGACGCAGCCACGUAUUGGUGUACCACCAGACGCAAGACGACGAUGGCAGCGCGCCGUUCGCGCGCUUGCUCCCUCCCUCCUUUGAACAUACGUGCAAUUUUCUCUUUCCGUCGCCCCUCGGCAGGCCUCGCGUCGUCGCUCUCCGCGAAGUACGAAAACAAGAAGGGGAAGCAGAAGCAAGCCUGGCAGGCACCGACCUCGGGUCCUCCCAAAGUCUCGCUUGGGAGGACCGAACACAGCAUAUCAGCUACACCUGCAGCAGCAGCCACAAAGCAAGUGAUCAGCAGCAGCGGCGGCACACGGCCGUUGCCAGUGUCUUCGUGACAGUUCCGUGUGUGCGCGCUACGUGAACUUUUUUUCUCGUCCCCUGUCCCGGGCCCCUGCGGGAGAGCAUCAUUCGCAGCCUACACAAGAGGGAAGAAGACUGGCCUUCGCGCCUUCGGCCGCGCCCCGCCGACAGGGAUGCAAGACAAUACUACAACAACGGGGUCCACCGGCCGGUGACGCGUCGGACCUGCUUCUUCGCUGCAAACAGUGCGGGACGUUCCCGUGUCAUGCGCGUUCCGUAAUAUCCUUUUUUUUUCUUCUUCCGGAACUACUACUUCUUCCGCGGAACUUGCUGCACCAGUUCCAUCACUUCAGGAGGUGUGUGUUUUUGUGUGUGCCUCCGGAAAGUGUUCAGUUCGGAGGUGCGCCGACGUUCGUCGGUUUCACAGUGCGUCCUGUGCGCUCCGCCGUGUCCGUAACGUAGCCGUCUCGCAUCUUCUUCGACGAAGACGACAGUUCCCGUGGUUCUUGGCCGCCUCGUCGGCACCGAGCGGGUCUUCGACCCGACAGUACAACCGCACCGAGGACGAAGGCAUCCGAGCGUCAUCUUCCCCGUACACCGGGGAAAAGUCGCCAAGCGUCCGUCUACGCCAGAAGAGGUCGUCGCCGACCCUGCACCUCAGAGUCAGCCUUCUUCGAGAGUGAGUCGUCGCCCCGCUGUGCCACGUUGUCAGCGGGGCUCGCGGACAAGCGAGCCUCCUCCAACUCCUAAAGACGACCUGGGAUUAACCGGCGCGCCCGUUUAAUUUCGUUUCUGUUCUUUGUUUGUCCUCGUACCUUGACCCCCGCAUUGUCUUCUUGUGCGUCGGAUGUGCUUGCGGCGACUUUGACAAGGUCAGUCUCUGCCCGUUCCAUCACUCGUCUCGUGAAGUUCGCAUGUCUAUUCUGGGACGACGUUCAGAUUGAUGACCACAAGGAUGGUAUAUCGCUGCGCCAUGCAAGUGCCCAGUCCGAGAUUUCUGUUCGCACAGCCCUUUUCCGGUACGAAAGUUGGUCGGCGGCGCCACUCCGAGGUUCCAAAAUCGACUUGGCGUUUGACUGUCGUGGGAAUGGCAUGAUACGUAUCAUGCCAUUCCCAAGGUGUCAGACAAGUUGCCGGAUGUAAUCACACUGAGAUUUUCAAUGAGGCGCGAGUGUCGAGGAAAAAACUCAGCAAUGCGGAUCAGUAAUACGCGUCACGAAAAGGGAGUCAGCAGUGUUUUCGUUAACAAAUUAUCGUCUUCCGCAUUGCCCUCAGACUGGGCCACGAACCAAAAGUUACCGGAUUGCCAGCGCGGCCCGUGGGCCGCAUAAGCUUUCACGGCAGUCUAAAUUUAAUGUUCUAAUAACGCUGACUUCUAGCGAAACGACGUAUCACGUGGCGCACGCGUUUCGAACCUCGGAUUCGCGCCUGCUGAAGAACAGGGAUCAUCCAGAAUGUAUUGAGGGGAAGCCGAGCUGCGGGAGUCGGUUGAUGCCCGAACCUGUGCCACCGUAGAAGUGAGGUGGCGCGUUGAGAAUCAAAACUUUAGUCGCAUUGUGAUAACACGCCGUUGAGCAGGCCACAAAUCAAAAGAGACACGCUGUUGUUACGACUUGCGCUAAAAGUCGCUUCGUUUAUUAUUUCUUUAUCGUUUCUUUUGCACGGCGGGCAUCGACCUCCGGCAAAGCUUCACUUGUGACUCGGCUAAAUUCUGGAACUAGAAAUGGCACUUGCUGUAGCAGCUUAUUUUGCAUUCGCGUUGGUCUAAGCUAAGAAACAAGGGCGCAGGAAAAAAGGAAAAGCCUCCAGGAUUGGUGGUAUAAGGCUCUAGUGCGAAGUGCAAUAACGUCGAAAGCGCGAGCACGUCUUCUCUGAGGACGUGUGGAAAGAAGGAAGAUGCCGUGAGCGUAGCUAGUCGAACAGAGUAUUUCAUGUUUUUUUGCCUUUUCUGACUGGUCGAAGAGAUAAGACGUAUUGCUAGAAUAAAGGGAAUACACAAGAGAAGGUUGUCAAGUCCCAGCCAUGUUAACUAAUCGACGAACUCAUUACAUUAUGACGCCGCUGACCUGAUGGCCAUUGCGACAUUUUCGUAAGUUAUAUCGCACUCAGAAAGAGAUGAACGUAUUGCUACAAGUACAUAUAGAGUACUGAUUCAGUCAAGCUCGAAAUAAAACAGAUCGCAAUUUGCUACACCUUGAUGUCCAAAUUUCAGGGCGCUGAAUCGCAAAUUCGUCGAGUCUAGAGGUCAGCGUAUAGUAACUUAUAGGUUUAGCAACGAAAACAUUCUGUAACUUUAAGAUUAAUGCGACAACAGAAG
Molecule: messenger RNA, 8178 nt
Organism: Dermacentor andersoni
Lineage: Eukaryota; Metazoa; Arthropoda; Arachnida; Ixodida; Ixodidae
Source: RefSeq, a predicted model, not a curated record